Molecule: messenger RNA, 1207 nt
Organism: Nothoprocta perdicaria
Lineage: Eukaryota; Metazoa; Chordata; Aves; Tinamiformes; Tinamidae
Product: actin, aortic smooth muscle-like
Exons: 8
Coding region: 30-1163 (377 amino acids)
Source: RefSeq, a predicted model, not a curated record
CUGUUUUGCAGCCAAAACAGUGAGGCGCUAUGUGUGACGAGGACGAAACCACUGCCCUGGUAUGCGAUAACGGCUCUGGGCUUUGCAAAGCUGGGUUUGCAGGAGACGAUGCCCCACGGGCUGUAUUUCCAUCCAUCGUUGGACGCCCUCGACAUCAGGGCGUUAUGGUUGGCAUGGGUCAAAAAGACAGCUACGUAGGGGAUGAAGCACAAAGUAAAAGAGGGAUCUUAACCCUGAAGUAUCCCAUUGAGCAUGGAAUCAUCACUAACUGGGAUGACAUGGAAAAGAUUUGGCAUCAUUCUUUUUAUAAUGAGCUUCGCGUUGCCCCAGAAGAACAUCCUGUGCUGCUGACGGAGGCUCCAUUGAAUCCUAAGGCCAACCGGGAGAAAAUGACUCAGAUUAUGUUUGAGACAUUCAAUGUGCCAGCCAUGUAUGUAGCAAUUCAGGCAGUGCUGUCUCUGUAUGCAUCUGGAAGAACCACUGGAAUAGUUUUGGAUUCUGGGGAUGGCGUCACUCACAAUGUGCCUAUCUAUGAGGGUUAUGCCUUACCUCACGCCAUUAUGAGACUGGAUCUGGCAGGCAGAGACCUCACUGACUAUCUCAUGAAAAUCCUUACAGAGAGAGGCUACUCUUUUGUCACCACCGCGGAACGGGAGAUUGUGAGAGACAUAAAGGAGAAGCUUUGUUACGUGGCUUUGGAUUUUGAAAAUGAAAUGGCAACUGCUGCUUCUUCCUCCUCUCUUGAAAAGAGCUAUGAGCUCCCUGACGGCCAAGUCAUCACUAUUGGAAACGAACGAUUCCGAUGCCCAGAAACUCUCUUCCAGCCAUCCUUUAUAGGGAUGGAGUCUGCAGGUAUCCAUGAAACCACAUAUAACAGCAUUAUGAAGUGCGAUAUUGACAUCCGUAAGGAUCUUUAUGCUAACAAUGUACUCUCAGGAGGAACCACAAUGUAUCCUGGUAUUGGGGACCGUAUGCAGAAAGAGAUUACAGCAUUGGCUCCAAGUACCAUGAAGAUUAAGAUGAUUGCACCUCCAGAACGUAAAUACUCUGUCUGGAUUGGGGGCUCAAUCCUGGCUUCUCUAUCCACCUUUCAGCAAAUGUGGAUCAGUAAAGAUGAAUAUGAGGAAGCGGGCCCCUCUAUUGUCCAUCGCAAGUGCUUUUGAAGGCUUCCAUCAUGGAUUGUCCGUGCCAAGUGUGCUGUUCCCCU